GAUGCGAGAGAUAGUUUCAUCAGUGGGUUCCCCUACCCAAAACAUAGCCAAAUGGUUGGUAAAGGAGUUCCAAAGUAUGCCGAAACCAUUCCCCAGCAGGUCAGUCAUCAACACCCAGGAGUUCGCCCAGAAGCUGUUGGAAUCAGGACACAUCGAAGAAGAGGACAUAAUGGUAUCAUUCGACGUAGCGGCAUUGUUCCCUAGCGUUCCAGUGAAAGAUGCUCUGAAUCUUCUAGAGGAUUGGUUGCUAACACAAAGGACGGAAACAACAUGGCGAGGAAAGGUGAAGAUGUACCUAAAUCUGGCAAGGCUAUGCAUGAUGGAGAACUACUUCACAUUUCGUGGCAACUACUACAAACAGACGAAAGGAGCACCGAUGGGAAAUCCGCUAUCACCGUUUUUGUGCGAACUGUUCAUGGCGAAUCUGGAGAACAACCUACAAGAACAAGGAAUACUACCCCAGAAGUGGUGGAGAUACGUCGACGAAAUUUUCAGCAUCAUCAACCGAAAGGAUCUACCCAGGAUUUUGGAAGCGAUAAACAACGUGCAUAAGGACAUCAAAUUUACCUUCGAAGAGGAAAAAGAAGGAAGCCCACGAACACCAUGAGAGUCAUCCCAUAUACAUCGAACCAUUCGUACCAACAUAAAAUGGCAGCAUUUCAUCACAUGAUCCACAGGAUGCAGACGAUACCCCUGAGCGAAGAAGGAAAAACGAAGGAACUACAAUACAUCUUGGAAACAGCGAAGAUCAACGGAUACCAGGAGAGGACUAUACGAGCGAUCAUCAACAAGAAGGAAAGGACCCUACGACGAAAUGGACAUACAACGCUGACACCGAUAGAGGAGCCGCUGAAAAGAGUUUCGGUCCCAUAUGAUAAACACAUCACCAACCAGCUACGCCCUCGACUAAGGAAAUUCGGCAUCGAUCUAGUA
Messenger RNA from Armigeres subalbatus, 933 nucleotides. RefSeq lists its product as uncharacterized. The record is from RefSeq and is a predicted model, not a curated record. The transcript has 2 exons. Bases 2 to 607 code for a protein of 201 amino acids. Lineage: Eukaryota; Metazoa; Arthropoda; Insecta; Diptera; Culicidae.